This is a messenger RNA of Argentina anserina (silverweed cinquefoil), 559 nucleotides long. RefSeq lists its product as uncharacterized. Bases 1 to 342 code for a protein of 113 amino acids. The transcript is spliced from 2 exons. Lineage: Eukaryota; Viridiplantae; Streptophyta; Magnoliopsida; Rosales; Rosaceae. The record is from RefSeq and is a predicted model, not a curated record.
AUGACUUCUUCAUUCACGAGCUGCCUCUGCCUUCUUAUUGUUGUGUCUGCAAUCCUGGGGAGCUACUCCACUAGUGUUGCUCAAGCAAGGCCUCUAACAGGAAACUGGGAACAGGUUAUUUCAAGCCUAACAGUGACAGAAGAAUCAUUACUACAGAAAGUCGUCGGCAACAAUUGUUGGAUGAACCUUGGUAAUCAACAUUCCGACGAUCCUUACGAAAGACCGCCUCCUAGUGAAGGGCCGAAACCUGGGACCCCGAAGAUCUCUUCUUUUUGGUCAUGGAUCAUUUCUAAGAUUGGCGGAUAUGAAAGUAGUACGAAUGUGGGUGAUGAAUAUAUUUGACGCUAAAGUAAGUAUGUGUCGCAUCCAAAUUUCAAUGCGGUUGUUAUAAGUGACGGCCAAAAUAAGUUACCUAAGCUCUUUUCAAUUUAUAGAUAAUUGUGUGUGGUAUCCUGAUUGAAUACCAAAUUAGUACCUGUUGUAUGUUUAAUUUUGUGUAAACUAGCUGCUGCCGUACGUCUAGCAUGUAACAAUAUAUGGGUUUGGCCUUCUACAUAUA